Molecule: messenger RNA, 2017 nt
Organism: Ectocarpus siliculosus
Lineage: Eukaryota; Phaeophyceae; Ectocarpales; Ectocarpaceae
Source: the annotation of a GenBank genome assembly
UGCACACGGCAUAGCCCGACAAGUGACCCACAGCCUGCACCAUGUCUAUGAUCUUCGAUGAGUAUGGGAGACCUUUUAUUAUCCUGCGGGAGCAACAGGCACAGGCUAGGAUACGCGGAAAAGAAGCGCAGAAGACAAACAUCUUGGCGGCCCGAAGCGUGAGCAACAUCCUCCGGUCCUCCCUGGGCCCCAAGGGGAUGGAUAAGAUGCUCGUCAGCCCGGACGGCGACGUGACCAUCAGCAACGACGGAGCCACCAUCCUCGACAAGAUGCAGGUCGAGCACCAGGUAGCGCGAUUGCUGGUGGAGCUCUCUCAGUCACAAGACGAUGAGAUCGGGGACGGAACUACUGGCGUGGUGGUAAUGGCGGGGGCGUUGCUGGAGCAGGCGGAAAAACUGCUGGACAGGGGGAUCCACCCCGUGCGCAUAGGGGAAGGCUUCGACCGCGCGUGCCAGACUGCGGUGGAGCACUUGGAGAAGAUCGCGGACGCCGUGGAAUUCUCCAGGGACAACACCGAGCCGCUGGUGACGACCGCGAUGACGACGCUGAGCUCCAAGAUCAUCAACGUCCACAAGCAGAAGAUGGCCAAGAUUGCCGUGGACGCGGUCAUGGCUGUGGCUAACCUAGAGAGGAACGACGUCAACUUCGACAUGAUCAAGGUUGACGGAAAACCGGGGGGCGAGCUGGGCGACACGGAACUGAUCCACGGUAUCGUCAUCGACAAGGAGUUCUCUCACGCACAGAUGCCCAAGGUCGUGAAGGACGCGAAGCUGUGCCUCCUGACGUGUCCCUUCGAGCCGCCCAAGCCGAAGACGAAGCACAAGCUGGACAUCACAUCUAAGGACGCCUACGAGAAGCUGUUCGAGCGGGAACAGAAGUACUUCGCGGACAUGGUGCAGCAGUGCAAGGACGUGGGAACCAACCUGGUGAUCUGCCAGUGGGGCUUCGAUGACGAAGCGAACCACUUGCUGCUCCAGAACCAACUGCCGGCCGUACGGUGGGUCGGGGGGGUGGAGCUGGAGCUCAUCGCGAUCGCCACGGGAGCUCGUAUCGUGCCCCGAUUCAGCGAGCUGACGGGAGAGAAGCUGGGGAAGGCCGGCGCGGUCCGCGAGGUGUCCUUCGGCACCACCAAGGACCGCAUGCUGGUCAUCGAGGACUGCUCCAACUCGUCGGCGGUGACGGUGCUCGUGCGGGGGGGCAACAAGAUGAUUGUGGAGGAGGCGAAGCGGUCGUUGCACGACGCUAUGUGCGUGGUGCGGAACCUGAUCAAGGACAAGCGCAUCGUGUACGGCGGAGGGUCGGCGGAGAUCAGCUGCAGCGUGGCGGUGUCCCGCAUGGCGGACGAGAUCAAGGGGGUCGAGCAGUACGCCGUCCGGAGCUUCGCGGACGCUUUGGACGACGUCCCCAUGGCCCUGGCCGAAAACUCGGGCCUGUCUCCCAUCACCGAGCUCUCGGCUGUGAAGUCGAGGCAGAUCGCGGAGGGAAUCACCUCCCUGGGGAUCGACUGCAACCAGGUGGGCACGUGCGACAUGAAGGAGCAGGGGAUCUUCGAGACGCUGAUCGGGAAGCAGCAGCAGCUCCUUCUAGCAACGCAGGUCGUCAAGAUGAUCCUCAAGGUCGACGACGUUAUCAUGAUGGGCAACUACGAGUGAUGAUGAUUAAGAUGGUUCUGUUGAAGAUCCGUGUCACAGUAGGUUCAGCGUUUUUGUCUGACCACUGUUUUUGUGACCCUGUGGGCGGGGGGGUAUUGUAACGACGAGCAAGAUAAUUGACUACGGAUGGCGAGGUUCGAUGACGAUGACCCGGUCAUAACAUGACAUAUACCUGUGGUGGUGGUUUUCGGCGGGAGGGGGGGGGAGGUGCAUAUUCCCGGACAUGGGAUAUUCUCGACGAAUCGCCGGGAUUCAAACGGUUGGUGUGAUUUCGAUCGCUGUCUUGGUUGUGUAAUAACGACGUCUGGCCUAAGCGUGCGCGGGUCUCUCUCUCUCUCUCCCUCUCUCUCUCUCUGCGUGAAGAA